GCUAAACAGGGCAGAAUGGGGCUCAAAUUGGGCCCAAACAGGGCAGAAUAGGGGUGAAUGGAUCCCAACGCGACCAAAUGGGUCCCGAGCGUCGCUGAACAGCUCUGCCCCGCUCUUUUCACCCCCCCUUCUGUCCCACCCCAUAGGCCGUCCAUCCGGCAGCUCCGCGCCGCCAGCAUGGAAUUCCCGGAGCACAGCCGUCAGCUCCUGCGCAGCCUGCGGGAUCAACGCGCCCAAGGUUUCCUGUGCGACUGCACGGUGCUGGUGGGCAGCGCGCCGUUCCCUGCUCACCGCGCCGUCCUGGCCGCCUGCAGCGCCUUCUUCCACAUGUGCUACGCCGAACGCUUGGACAAAGGGGACCUGGUGUGCCUCAACAGCGAGAUCGUGACGCCGCCGGCUUUCGGGCUGCUGCUGGAGUUUAUGUACGAGGGGAGGUUGGCGCUGGCGGCGACGCCGCUCGAGGACGUCUUGGCCGCCGCCAGUUACCUCCACAUGAACGACGUGGUCAAGCUCUGCAAGAAGAAGCUGCAAGCGCGAGCGCCGGCCGAAGCCGACAGCACCAAACGGGAAGAAGGGGAACCCCCGAGCAGCCCCGCACCGCCGCAACCGCACCCGCCCAGCGCCGCUGGCCCCGUCCUCGCUCUCCCCGCACCGGCUCCACAAUUCGGCGGUGAGGAGCAGGAUGCGCUCCCUCCGGAGCCGCCGGUGCCGCGCGUGGAUGUAGCCGACACCACGCAGCCCGGCAUGGAGGGGGAUUGGCCGCGUGCGGCACCCGCGGAGAUCCCUCUUCCCAGCAGCUCGACGGAAGCAGCCGCCGGCACUCCGGGUGGGCUCUGCGCCACGCCGUGGGCUCCUGCCGCAGCCGGGGGGUUGCUCCCCGCCGCCGUUAAGGUGGAAGCCAUCGUCAUCUCGGAUGAAGAGCCGGAAGCGAACGCUCGCCGUCCUGCUGGAAUCUUCCCCGGGCCGUCGCGCCCCACGGCGUUCCCGGAGGCGUCGAGGGAGCCGUUGGCAUUCGGGCUGCCGGCAUUGCGGGAGCCGCUGUUCCUGCCGCCGCUGGAAGGGCGCGGCGGCUUUGGGCUUUUCACCGAGGAGGCUCCGACGUGUCCCACGUGCGGGAAGACGUUCUCGUGCUCUUACACGCUGCGGCGUCACGCCACCGUGCACACGCGGGAGCGCCCCUACGAGUGUCGCCACUGCCUGCGCAGCUACACCCAAUCCGGGGACCUCUACCGCCAUAUCCGCAAAGCCCACAGCCACGGGGCUCCCACGCGCGGCGGGGCCCACGUCGAGCACGAGCGCGACUGCGAGAACCCGCCCUAAACCGGGGAGUGCGGCGGGUGGGGGGGGGGGGAAUCGGGAGAGAAACGGGACCGGCGGGCGGCAGGACCCGGGGGAAGCAACGGGACCGGCGGGCGGCAGGACCCGGGGGAAGCAAUGAAACCGGCGGGCGUCAGGACCCGGGAGAGCAACGAGACCGGCGGGCGGCAGGACCCGGGGGAAGCAACGGGUGGGGAGGGGGGCGGAGCGGGUGGCCGGAGGUCACGUGAGUGGCAGUGAGGCCACGCCCACUCGGGCCCUUAUUUCCGGGGUGGGGGGGUGGAGCAGCCCCAGUGCUGAAUCCCAGUAAAUCCCAGUCCAGCCCAGUCCCAGCCUCUCCUGCUCCUGCCCAGUGCCUCCCAGUCCAUCCCAGUGCCUCCCAGUCCAUCCCAGUCUCCUUAAAGCCCCUCCCAGUGCCUCCCAGCCCUACCCCAGUCUGUCCCCAUUCAUUC
Cuculus canorus (common cuckoo) is the source of this 1769-nucleotide messenger RNA. RefSeq names its product zinc finger and BTB domain containing 3 (gene ZBTB3). Gene Ontology annotation, biological process: regulation of transcription by RNA polymerase II. The record is from RefSeq and is a predicted model, not a curated record. NCBI's taxonomy places the organism in Eukaryota, Metazoa, Chordata, Aves, Cuculiformes, Cuculidae. Bases 58 to 1320 code for a protein of 420 amino acids. Gene Ontology annotation, molecular function: DNA-binding transcription factor activity, RNA polymerase II-specific; RNA polymerase II cis-regulatory region sequence-specific DNA binding; protein binding. The transcript has a single exon. Gene Ontology annotation, cellular component: nucleus.